AUGUCAUCCCGAAGUAGAGCAUUGUUAAUUAACGUUUCAUUUGCGAGGGAUCAGGAAGAGGAUGCUUCCAACAUGGUGAUGAUGAAGACGAAUACUCACUUCUCCACGCCAAAUAUUCAAAUAGAAGAUUCUGAUGAGGAAAUUUCUCCCUUAACUUCAUCCUCUUCAGCAAGUAAUUCAACAGGUUCUCUCACGUGUUGUGGUCAUUUGGGAGGCUCUGAAAUGGAUGAAUUGUCUGUUCAAGAUGAUCACUCUCAAAGUAUUUCAUCUCUCUUUACACGACUUGGUUUGAAUCUCUCUCGAAAACCUUCAAGAGAAUGUUCCUUUUCACAAGAAUUGAAUUCAUCUUCCUCCUCUUUCAACCUGUCAAACUCUUCAUAUAGAAAUACUGACUCCAACACCUUGUCAACCACUCCUUCCAUAAACUCAUCUUCCUCCUUUCCUCUCCUUCUUGCUCCUUCCAAUAAAAGUCAAAACAGCAUGAUGGUGUUUUCAACACCUUCUCCCAGCUCAGAAGAUAACGAAUCACAAGUGAGAGAUAUUUUGAGUUCGAUAUCUUCGCGGUUUCACAACGCAAAGAAAACCUCAAACUGUAUCAUAAAACCAAAGAAGAUGAAAUCGAAAAGGUUUACCAAAUCCUUUGAGGGUCAUUCUUCGAGCAACAAGUACUAA
Naegleria lovaniensis is the source of this 672-nucleotide messenger RNA. RefSeq lists its product as uncharacterized. The transcript has a single exon. The record is from RefSeq and is a predicted model, not a curated record. Bases 1 to 672 code for a protein of 223 amino acids. NCBI's taxonomy places the organism in Eukaryota, Heterolobosea, Eutetramitea, Acrasida, Naegleriidae.